CGGCCAGUCAGAUCUGCCCUCUGCCCUAUGGGGCAGAUCGCUCAGCUUCCCGCUUACCGGGCCUUCCUCUGCCAGCAGCAAUUAUUACGGUGUAUAUCCUUUGCCGAGGAGGCUGGGAGGGCGGCUGCAAAAGGGGCUGCGGCGACACUCGACUACCCAGGUAUCGAACAAUUGCGCAUCCGCGCCAGCGAGGCGACUGCGGCGCGGCCAGCGAGCGUGCUCGGAGCAGGCAAACGGCUUCAACGGGGGCAAAAGGCGCCCGGGCAUGUGUGCAGUGCGCAGGGUGGCUGGCUGCCAGCGUCACUCGCGCACGAGACGGUGGAGGAUGAAAGUGCCUCACGAUGGGACCAGAUCUGCAGCGCUGCGGCGCCAAGCCGCUCACGUCUCUCCACACAUCGCUCGUCGCCGUCGCAAGCUUCCGGUGGGCGGUCUUGGCGCGGGCCCGUGCGCCGACGCACUUGCCUCUCCGCUCCCGCGUCGGCAGAAAGCUCGUGUCACGGCCGGCCAAGCCUGCGCUGGGUGCAAUCUGACAAGAGCCGGUGAUUUGUUGGCGCAUAAGCAUGCAGCCGCGUCGUUUUGGACACAGGACCGGCAUGGGGCGCGCAGUACCUGGCCCCUGGGGUGCUUCCUCGGGUCUGGCCGUGCUCCUCUGGCGGAACAAGCUGCCGCCUGCCUUUCUGCAGCGCCGUGUCUGCUGCUGGCCGCAGACGACAGUGUGAUGAGAGGCGCAUCGCCCGAUACCCUUUUCGGCGACCGCUGUUCUCGGACCAGUCCGCCAAGCCCUGGAACCCUCUACGCCAUUUUGGGAGCAUUCGGCGUCCCUCGCGAACCCGCAGCCACGUGAGACGAUAUGGCUGGCCGAACGAUCAGAGUGGAUCCAGGGGGUCAGGGCUGCGCGUCAUAAACGAACCGAA
Messenger RNA from Trematosphaeria pertusa, 914 nucleotides. RefSeq lists its product as uncharacterized. The record is from RefSeq and is a predicted model, not a curated record. The transcript has a single exon. NCBI's taxonomy places the organism in Eukaryota, Fungi, Ascomycota, Dothideomycetes, Pleosporales, Trematosphaeriaceae. The coding region runs from base 266 to 844 and encodes 192 amino acids.